GGCCCUUUAUGAAACGUCGCGGGAUCGGUAUUUUACGCACUUUUGCGUCGGGCUCCAAGAGCUGCUCGAGAAGGCGAUCAGCGGGCUCGAACGCCAGUGGCGCGGGUCCACGACCACGUCUCGCUUUGCGUGGCGCAUUCUGCGCCAGCUCCGCGCCGCCGACGUCGACACGCUCGGCGCGGACCUCAUGACGCUGUUGGAGCUCGCGACGAACGAAGAGGCACGCCGUAACGUGGCCUUCCGAAAGCUCGUUGCUCCCAAACAAUACUAG
This is a messenger RNA of Saprolegnia parasitica CBS 223.65, 271 nucleotides long. RefSeq lists its product as hypothetical. The transcript has a single exon. NCBI's taxonomy places the organism in Eukaryota, Oomycota, Saprolegniomycetes, Saprolegniales, Saprolegniaceae. The record is from RefSeq and is a predicted model, not a curated record. The annotation marks the transcript as partial.